ACUCCUUGGCUGCACCAAAGCAACCCAAGCCGAACCACCAACCUCGCGAUUUCCAGCCUUCGCCUUUCCAGACCUCACUAAAACAUGAAUCAGUUCCUGACAUUGUCGGUGUAGAUUCUCAUUCCUUUCACUCUCUACACGCUAUUUUCAUGUCUUGUUCGUAAGACAUUCUCAUUCCAACUUUUUUUUUGUUCUUGGUGUUCUUUCACCGCAUUUCACCCGCCUCGCAUGAUGGCUACCAUGGCGGCUCCCCAUCAGCCAAGAUACAACCUGGAAGACCCGGGCUAUCCAGUUGAGCCUCGCACUGCUCGCGACGCCCGCGAGGCAGCUCGUGCUGCGCGAAAUGGCCAGAGCCCGAGAUACAGACGCACUCAAUCGCCCGAGCAGCUCGAUGACUUCCGCCCUCAGAGUGAAGAGUUCGACAUGCGGUCACCCACCUCUGACGUGGCACUCCAAGACGCCAUGCUAGCACAAGCACAACAGCAGCAGCAGCGUGUUGUUCCGGUUGGUCAGGUUUCCCGUAAUGCUGGGCAGCGAAGACAACCGCCGCCUGGUCAAGGUCCAAACAACAAUGCUCCCAGAGGUCCAGGUCCAGGUCCUCAGCAACCAAUGCCUCCAACUUACCCUGGCGGAAUGGACGGCGGUCCUCAGCAGCAGCAGCCCAAUGGGCCCAGAGACGGUCGCUACAGACGACAAUCGCGCCGCGCUUCGGAGUCUGAACCCCGACCUCAUGGAGAGUCACCUCCCCGAAAUGGGCCAAACACCCAACAGAGCCGUGUUUCUCAAUCCAUGGCCUCAGAGCAGCAUCAGCAGCGUCGCGCGCCUUCACCAGACCGUCUAGCAGUUCCCGGCAAUGACAUCAACCGUCUCAACAGUCCCUCCAUUCAAAAGAGCGUUCUUCUUCCUCUUGAGCAGAAGAUCCACGAGUAUGACCAUCUCAUGGGUGAGGCUCAAGCCCAAAUGAACCAACUCGACGAUGAGAUCCGCGCUCUUCAGGAACGACGUCGCCAAGCCGAGGACCGCUUCAUUGAAGCCAAGUCCAAGCAUGAUGACUAUUCACGUCAACAUGAUCAAGUAGGCAAAGCUCUCCGCGGAGAGCUCGUACAGCAGGCCCCCCCACCACCCGCCGUCCGUCAGCCUGUUCAGCGCAUGGAGAGCAUCGACAGUUUCGAACAUCGACCGAUCAGCGCGCAGAGCUCUUUUCAUCAAAAGCCUAAGAAGGGGGGCUUGCGGAUGAGCUUGUUCAAUCGAAGCAAUUGACUAGACAAGGGUUGCUUAUGAAGUUAUGCGUUAAUGACUGGGAUAUUGCUGGAUAUGGGAAAAUGACUUGAUUUGUUUAGUUUUUCGAAACUUCUUGGUCGUCCGCGAAAAAGGACUUUUAGCUUAUUUGUUUAAUAUGCUUGGAUGUACAUAGAUUGAGAUUGAGGAGGUAAUUUCGCAUAUGAACAUUCGAUACAUCAAAAGAUCCUGCUUUCCAAUGACUUUAGGGUUGGUUGUUUUUGAAUCUCAACGAUGACGUCAG
Molecule: messenger RNA, 1522 nt
Organism: Fusarium verticillioides 7600
Lineage: Eukaryota; Fungi; Ascomycota; Sordariomycetes; Hypocreales; Nectriaceae
Exons: 2
Coding region: 229-1260 (343 amino acids)
Source: RefSeq, a predicted model, not a curated record